This is a messenger RNA of Patiria miniata (bat star), 2976 nucleotides long. RefSeq names its product solute carrier family 40 member 1-like. Bases 184 to 2355 code for a protein of 723 amino acids. Gene Ontology annotation, biological process: iron ion transmembrane transport. The record is from RefSeq and is a predicted model, not a curated record. NCBI's taxonomy places the organism in Eukaryota, Metazoa, Echinodermata, Asteroidea, Valvatida, Asterinidae. Gene Ontology annotation, cellular component: membrane. Gene Ontology annotation, molecular function: iron ion transmembrane transporter activity. The transcript has 9 exons.
AUAUUGCACAGCGCCAUCAAUUGACGGCAUUUGGCCAAUUUAAAGUCAGGUGUAGCUCAGACGAUCGACAUGUCGUCAACUUAUUGAGAUAUUCUUGAUUUUGCAGAUGAAAACCUGACAUUCGACCUGCUUUUCAGGUCAACGUGAGCACCUCAUCAUUCAUAAAAGCAUACUUCACUCACUAUGGCUGAUCCACUGAACCAGGCAUCGACAGAAUCCCACAAUGCUCCUGCACCAGACCUAGAUCAUCAGCCUCCUCCACCUUCCACGAUUGCCACGAUCCCAGAGAUGGAUGAAGGGGACUUGGAGCCAGAGGGGGCGGAGUCACAGAAUAAUGAGGGGGAGGAUGGGAGGGACGACGAAGAAAAUCCACCCAGUAUUGGAGACGGGGAUGCAGCAAUUGCAAUGCAAGAUGAUGAUGACAAUGCGCAACCACAAGGUCGGUGCCCGGCAUUGGUCGCAUGGUUUAAAUCCAAUGCGUUUCUCAUUUACUGCAGCCAGUUCUUUUCUGCCUGGGGUGACCGCAUGUGGACAUUUGCCGUUGCCCUGUACCUCGUGGAAAUUGAGGACAACUCGCUACGACUGACCGCUGUCUUUGGUUUUGCUUUGACCAUCUCGGUUCUACUGUUUGGCACCCUGGUGGGUCAGUGGGUGGACAGAACGCCUCGGUUAAGUGCCACCAGGCAGAGUCUUGUGAUCCAAAACUCGGGGGUCAUCAUCAAUGCCGUCUGUCUCCUCAUCUUGCUGCACUUCAAGACGGAGAUCCUGCCCGUUGGAAACGGCAGCCUCUUCUUCUUCUGCCAGGUAGUGAUCAUCGUCCUGGGCGUGAUUGCCAACCUGGCGAGCGUUGCCGAGAAGAUCUGCAUCCAGAAGGACUGGGUGGUGGUGCUGGCAGGGGGCAACAAGGAGCGUCUGGCAGAAAUGAACGCCACGGUUCGUCGCAUCGACCUGACAGUCAAUAUUCUGGCCCCGAUCCUGGUGGGUCAGAUCAUGUCGUUUGCCUCCAUGACGGUAGCCGGGAUCUUCAUUGCGGGCUGGAACCUGUGCUCCCUCAUACUGGAAUACUACCUGUUGCUAAGGGUCUACAAGAAGGUCCCCAGACUGGCCAUAAAGCUUCACAAGGAUGAAACUGAAACGGCCACGGCUGCGGAGCCAGCGGGCCAGACCACCGAACCCGAGGCAGCCACUGAACCCAACGAGGAGGCAGAGAUAAAGCCCAGUGCAGAGAACCCAGACGCAGAACCUCAAGCAGACGCACAAGUUGCAGAUGAAGAUGAACCUCCAAUGGAGCAUUCCACAGCUGGAGAUGCUAGAGGGACUGAUGAACAUGCUGAACCAGAUUACAAAUCAGGAGGCCCCAAAAACACAGCGAAGGGUUGGAGCAGAUUGGAGGAAGACACGCCAGACGACCAGCAACCCGCCGACACUGAGGUGCAGGUCACGCAGCCUUCGCCCAGACCCACGAUCCUGCGACGAGUUGCCAACUGGUUCAUAUCCUACUACCAUGGCUGGCUGACCUACAAGUCCUAUCCCGUCUACAUGGCUGGUCUGGCCUUAGCGUUCCUCUACAUGACCGUCAUGGGGUUCGAUUCCAUCACGACCGGCUAUGGCUACUCCAUGGGGAUAUCGGAAGCCUUGCUGGGGGUCAUCAGAGGCUUAGGUUCCAUCGCCGGCAUUGUGGGGACUUUCGUCUACCAGCGAAUGCGUCAAAAGAUCGGUGCUACCCGCACGGGUCUGUACGCCCUCUCCGAGGAAAUUCUGUGUCUGUUGCUCUGCGUCUUUUCCGUGUGGGCUGCAGGUAGUCCGUUUGACCCUUACUACUACUUUUCUGGCCAAUCAAACUCACCAACAGCUGGGCCAACUAUUGGCAAUGACACAGGGAACUUUUCUGCUGUCACACCAAACGUCACAAUGGAUCACACACCCCUGAUAACACCACAGGGCAGGGAUGAUCCAAAGAGCUACUUAUCUCCAAUUUUAUUCUUCGCAGGAAUGGUUACUUCCAGAGUAGGCUUGUGGAUGUUUGAUCUGGUGACCACCCAGCUCAUCCAAGAGAACGUCCAGGAGAAUCAGCGCGGCGUCUUCAACGGUGUCCAGCGCUCCUUGGAGUGCUCCAUGGACAUGCUUCAUUUCAUCCUGGUCAUCAUCCUCCCGGCUCCAGAGACCUUUGGUUAUCUCAUCGUCAUCUCCUUCUUUUUCAUCUGCACGGGGGCCGUCUUGUACUGCGUCUUUUCCUUCAGGGACAGGGGUCACCUCUUCCACACGGAGAAGUUGACACAGUGUCUGCAUCAGAACGGCGAAGCUGGAAGAAUGAUGAGGUUCCACAACGAGACGGAGAACGAUUCUGAAGCUUGAACAUUUUUUUUUUACAAGUUUACGGCAUUUGACGGGUACCCUUGAACAAUUUAUGGGUCUGGAUUUUAUAAGUUAUCCCGCGAGCGCGAGUGGAACACAGAAUAAUGUAGUGCGUCUGUGUCCCGCAUACCACGAGGCCGAAUAUGUGGGACACAGACGCACUGCAUUUUCCGUGUUCCACGAGCGCGAGCGUGAUAACGAAUUUAUCUUCAAGCAAACUUGAUGCGCAGUACAGUUGGAACGAGCACACUUUACACGGACAUUCAAUCGCAGUAGCGUAUGCAGCCGGAAUGUCGCUCGCAUCUUUGAACAGCGGAAUACGCGGAGUGCGGUAUGCACCGAGACUGUGCUAAAUGGUUAUAUGUAGCACGGCUUGUUGCCAUGGAUCGACCAAUCAGGAUCGAGGAUUCAAGUUUACUUAAAGGUAAUAGUAUAUGUAGUAGAGUAUUGCUACGUUGUUUUGUGGGUCUUUUUUUUGGUUUCAUGUCCUGCGCCAAUCGUUUUUUUGGUUUGCCCAAAGUUUUGCUUGAUGGUGCUUAACCUCGGUGCUUAACCUUGAUGUUGCUUCAGCAGUUUAUGAGUGUCUCAGAAGUUACAGCCAAAACUUAAUUAUUAAGAACC